Brachypodium distachyon (stiff brome) is the source of this 1270-nucleotide messenger RNA. Its product is annotated as golgin-84. Bases 46 to 1092 code for a protein of 348 amino acids. The transcript has 6 exons. The record is from RefSeq and is a predicted model, not a curated record. NCBI's taxonomy places the organism in Eukaryota, Viridiplantae, Streptophyta, Magnoliopsida, Poales, Poaceae.
CAGAAAUCCCCCCCUCGAACAGAACCGCGGCGGAGGAGCGGAGCCAUGGCGGGGAUCCUGGCGUGGGCGGCCGACGUGGUCGGCGGCGCCGACCUCAGCGACGACGAGGCCGCCGCCGCCGACGGCGCGCGCGCGGCGGCCAUGACCCCGGAGCAGCGGCUCCGCGCGGCGGACCUGGACGCGCGGGCGUCAUCGCUGCGGCGCGCGAUCCAGGACCUGCGCCUCCGCGUGCCCCCGCCGCACGUCGCGCAGCGGCUGCCGCACCUCCACGCCCACUCGCUCGCCUCCUCCGCCGCCCUCGCGCUCCAGCUCAACGCCCACUCCUCCACCAAGGAGCAGGCACUGCAGAGAGAGAUAGCAAUUCAAGAAGAAAAUACUGCCUACGAGAAGGCUAUAUCAGAUUGCCGACAGAAGAUUCAGGAAAAACAGAUGGAGGCCACUCUGCUUCAGAGUAAUUUGAAGGAAAUGGAGAUUGCAGAGCUGGAUUUAAAGGCAAAGGUUGACGAUGUUAGUAAGGAGCAAGAGGCUACUCAACAUAAAGCAUCAGCGGCUACUUCUGAAGCUACUGGAAAUGCUCUGCUAGAAGCUGAAUCAUUGAUUAAUCUCAAGUCGAAAGACUUGGAAGAGAAGAAGGGAGAGUUGAAAUUAUUGGAAGACAAGGUCCAAAGCUUGGAGAAAGUAUGGUCAUUGGUUGAAGAAGAAUCUUCGAAAAAUCCUAGCCCUGCCCAGAGGGAGAAGGUGCUGGAGAAACAGCUACAUAGCCUCAUUGAACAAUUGACAGCCAAACAAGCUCAAGCUGAAAGGCUCAUGACCGACAUCCAUGCCAAAGAAAAUGAUCUGGAAAGAUUGAACAACCUGCACAGAAAUCUUCACAGCGGCUCCAGCGAAGCGGCUGCACCAAGGAACCGGUUCACCAGAGGGCUUUUGAGCGGCGACGAAGAUUCAGACGCCAGAGCUUUCCGGAGACCCGGCCAGCCUGGUGGUGUUAGAACGGAAGGCCAGAAGAGGCUGAUGGUUCUUAGGUCUGCUUUCGUUCUCUACAUCCUGGUACUUCAUAUUGUCGUGUUUAUAAAGAUAUCAGUCUCAAAUUAAGGACUGAUGGUGUUUUUUUACUGUGGUAGAGAUUGACUUGUUUAUUGUACCCAACAUUCUUGUAACUUGUAAGACAUACGGUUGUGUUUUAAAAAAAAAGCUGACUGAUGUAAGCACAUCCAUACAGAAACUGUAAUGUUUGUACAAUAACAUAAUAUACGGUGUUGGUGCGCAUGAA